AUGAUCCCAGGCGACAAGUACAAACCCUACAAGCCUAUCGACCUCCCCAAUCGAACAUGGCCCACAAAGACCCAGCACAAGUCUCCCAUCUGGACCUCGGUCGAUCUUCGAGAUGGCAACCAGGCUCUCAUCAACCCCAUGUCCGGUGAACAGAAGCUCAAGUUCUACCAGAAGCUCGUCCAAGUCGGUUUCAAGGAGAUCGAAGUCGCCUUCCCCUCGGCUUCCGACACCGACUUUGGCUUCGUGCGUCACAUCAUCGAGAACAACAUGAUCCCCGACGACGUAUACAUCCAAGUCCUCACCCCUGCUCGCGAAGAGCUCAUCCGACGCACGUUCGAGUCCAUCAAGGGCGCCAAGAACGUCAUCCUCCACAUGUACAACGCCUCCUCGCCCCUCUUCCGCAACGUCGUCUUCAACAACUCUCGCGAACAGACCAUCGACCUCGCCGUCAGGCACACAAAGAUCGUCCGCGAGCUCGUCGACGAAUACUCCAAACCCGAGAACGGAGGCACCAACUUCAAGUACGAGUACUCGCCCGAGACCUUCACCCAGACCGAGAUGGAUUUCGCCGUCGAGAUCUGCGAGGCAGUACGCACCGCUUGGGGCAAAGCAUCUCACGCCAACCCCAUCAUCUUCAACCUCCCCGCAACCGUCGAGGUGGGUCCUCCCAACCACUAUGCGGAUCAGAUCGAGUACUUUUGCACCAACAUCACCGACCGCAGCUCGGUCAUCGUCUCGCUCCACCCGCACAACGAUCGUGGAUGUGCGGUAGCCGCCACCGAGCUCGGCAUGCUCGCCGGCGGUGACCGGGUCGAAGGCUGUCUGUUUGGAAACGGCGAGCGUACGGGUAAUGUGGAUAUCGUCACCCUGGCGCUUAACCUGUUUUCGCAGGGCAUCCAGCCAGGCGAGCUGGAUCUUUCCGACAUUCAGUCUGUCGUCGACGUCGUCAGCGGAUGCAACGACAUCCCCGUCCACCCACGUCACCCUUACGCCGGCGAUCUCGUCUUCACCGCCUUCUCCGGCUCGCACCAGGACGCCAUCAAGAAGGGCUUCGCAGCGCAGGCGAAACGCAUCGCCGAAGGCGACAACACGUGGGAGAUCCCCUACCUUCCCAUCGACCCGAUCGACCUCGGAUGCACGUACGAAGCCGUCAUCCGCGUCAACUCGCAGUCGGGCAAGGGCGGUGUUGCGUACCUCGUGGCGCAGAGUUUGGGUCUCGAUCUGCCGAGGAGAAUGCAGGUGGCCUUCUACCAGGUCGUCCAGGAGGUGGCCGAUCGCACGGGCAAGGAGAUGACAACGGAGGACAUCACCAGGAUUUUCACGCAGACGUAUCACUUGUCCAGUCUGGCUUCGCUGCAAGCUGGCGUGGGGGCGGCGAGCAAGUCCGAGGCUAGGUUCACCCUCCGCGGCUACUCGCUCUCUGACGAUCUUAGCAGCAGCAUCACCAGCGACGACGGUGGCGAGCAAACUCCCAGGCAUCGAAGGUUCACUGGCAAAGUGCUCUACCAGGGCAAGACGCACGAGCUCACAGGUACCGGCAACGGCGCCCUCUCCGCGUUCCUCGAUGCGAUCGAGUCGACCUUCGGCAUCAAGGCCGAGAUCCGCGAGUACAGCGAACACUCGAUCGCCUCUGCCAAGCAGGUCGGCUCCGCAGGCGCCAGUGGAAGCAAGGCCCAGGCGGCGAGUUAUGUCGAGCUCAUCGAUCCUGUGGCCAAAGAGAGUGUGGGCGAGAAAAAGGUGCAGGGCUUCUGGGGUGUAGGUAUCGACGUGGAUAUCACCACUGCGGGAUUGAAGGCGGUGCUCUCGAGCUUGAGUAAUGUCGUCAAGCCCGAGGGGGUGAUUGAGGAUGCGGUGGAUGUUGCUGCAGGUGGCAAGUAG
This is a messenger RNA of Pseudozyma hubeiensis SY62, 1878 nucleotides long. Its product is annotated as 2-isopropylmalate synthase. Bases 1 to 1878 code for a protein of 625 amino acids. Gene Ontology annotation, biological process: L-leucine biosynthetic process. NCBI's taxonomy places the organism in Eukaryota, Fungi, Basidiomycota, Ustilaginomycetes, Ustilaginales, Ustilaginaceae. The record is from RefSeq and is a predicted model, not a curated record. Gene Ontology annotation, molecular function: 2-isopropylmalate synthase activity. The transcript has a single exon. Gene Ontology annotation, cellular component: mitochondrion.